AUGGCCCAAAAUAAAUCUAAAUUUAAAUUUCAUUCAACUUGUGACACCAACAGGUGCGCACUGUUCGCUGGAAAGUUCUCUGGUCAAUCUGUAGCUACCUCUGUUACUCAGAGGCCUACUACACAAUAUAUCAAUCUAGAUAAGUUAGAAAAUGGUACUGUAUUUCUCCUGCCAGUCACUGACAAUGAAGAUACUAUGCCAGAAAAUGACCCAGCUGAAGUUGUGGCCUGUAAAACUAAAAAGGGUAGAAAAAGAAUUAGAGCAAAAGCACCUUCUAGCUUACGUAAAAAGAGUAAAACUUCUGCUUCUGCACAAACACCUACAUUAAUUUGCAAAUCCCCUCAUAGAUCAUAUUCUCCCACAACUCCAAAAAAUAACUAG
Molecule: messenger RNA, 381 nt
Organism: Dentiscutata erythropus
Lineage: Eukaryota; Fungi; Glomeromycota; Glomeromycetes; Diversisporales; Gigasporaceae
Source: the annotation of a GenBank genome assembly